This is a messenger RNA of Homalodisca vitripennis (glassy-winged sharpshooter), 544 nucleotides long. Its product is annotated as homeobox protein ceh-19-like. The record is from RefSeq and is a predicted model, not a curated record. Bases 38 to 544 code for a protein of 168 amino acids. Gene Ontology annotation, molecular function: DNA-binding transcription factor activity, RNA polymerase II-specific; DNA binding. The transcript is spliced from 3 exons. Gene Ontology annotation, biological process: regulation of DNA-templated transcription. NCBI's taxonomy places the organism in Eukaryota, Metazoa, Arthropoda, Insecta, Hemiptera, Cicadellidae.
UAUAAUACAAGAUUAUGUUUGUGCAGACGGAGAUGCUAUGUCUCCUCUCUCAUCUGGACCCCUUUAUCCACUACCGUACUCCUCUUUACUGUACGGCAGUUGGGUGUCCAGGACAGCCUCUCAUCUGUUUGGUCUCCAAGCCCCCAAACCGAUGGGCAGGAGAUCACGAAAGCCAGGAAUUGACCGCAAACCUCGCCAAGCCUACAGUGCCAAGCAGUUGGAGAGGUUGGAGGCAGAGUUCAAGGAAGACAAGUACCUUAGUGUGAGCAAACGUGUGGAGCUAUCGAAGGCAUUGAAUCUGACGGAGGUCCAGAUCAAAACUUGGUUCCAGAACCGAAGGACAAAGUGGAAGAAGCAACUGGCCUCACGGCUGAAGAUGGCUCAGCGGCCCACCACAGGUCUCUUCUUCCCUGCGUCCCUUCUUGCGCCCACUACGCCCUACUACGCAGGGCCACCGCCCUUCGGCUUGUUCGCCGAGUCGACGUCACUUCGAGCACCGACCGAAACUGAACUUAACUCACGGACCCUGGGGCUCCCUCCGUAG